Messenger RNA from Globicephala melas (long-finned pilot whale), 1620 nucleotides. It is a transcript of the gene ZNF200, whose product is annotated as zinc finger protein 200. Gene Ontology annotation, molecular function: DNA-binding transcription factor activity, RNA polymerase II-specific; RNA polymerase II cis-regulatory region sequence-specific DNA binding. Gene Ontology annotation, biological process: regulation of transcription by RNA polymerase II. The record is from RefSeq and is a predicted model, not a curated record. Lineage: Eukaryota; Metazoa; Chordata; Mammalia; Artiodactyla; Delphinidae.
GCGUCCCUGCCGUCUUCCCCAAAUGACGGCGGCGCACGCCAGUAGUCGCCGGCAGCCUGUGAGGACAUUCCGAAGGGCGAGUGGUGGGCUUGCCCUCUCGAGCCUAGUUUCCCGGUCUCUCCCCGAGUCUGGGUCUUUGGGCCGUCCCCAGUGAGCGCCCAGGGGCGGCAGAACCCCAAGAGAUCUCAUGUGGCCUCACUUUGCAAGACACGUACUGCAGUGCAGGCAUCUCCAGCCUGACUCAUGGUUUCUCUCAUCUGCAGCGUGACUGACAGGUUUCCUCCAGUAAGAGGUGACUCUUGAAGCUCUGCAGAAACAAGUGUGUGUGUGAUUUCAAGGCACGAUGGCUGCAAAAGUGGUUCCUAUACCCCUAAAGCCAAAGAGGUCCUUUAUACUGAGAGUUCCUCCUAACUCCAAGCUGGGCCAAGAUCUACUCCGAGAUGCUACUAGUGGGCCCAAGACCAUUCACCAGCUGGUUCUGGAGCACUUCCUCACCUUCUUGCCCAAGCCAAGCCUAGUCCAGCCCAGUCAGAAAGUCAAGGAGACCUUGGUUAUUGUGAAGGAUGUGAGCUCAAAUCUUCAGAACAGAGUGCAACCUCAUCCCUUAGUGAAGCUUCUACCCAGAGAAGGAAUCCAGCAGAAACAGGAGACAGUGUCUCUGUGUUUGAAAGCUGAGUCUGAGGAGCUGGUGGUCUUUGAGGAUUUGAAUGUAUUUCACUCCCAAGAAGAAUGUGUAAGCUUGGAUCCUGUUCAGCAGCCCACCUCAGAGAUUCAAGACAACAGCAUUGGGGAGAUGAUGUUACUGGUCAGUGACAGUAAUCCUGAGGGUGAAGAUCUUCAGAAAGAACCUGUAGAGAAUGAAGAACAGAGAGAAAAGUCUUCAGAUUGUGAUGAAAUUGAUUGCUCCGUGGUCUCUGAGCAACCUCCAGAUUGCCAGAAAGAGGAAGGACUAAAUACAUGCAUUCCAAAGGAAAGGAAAAUGAGAAAUCUUUUAGUUACCAUCGAAAAUGAUACUCCACUAGAGGAACUCUCAAAAUAUGUGGAUAUCAGUGUUAUCGCACUUACCAGAAAUCGGAGAACAAGAAGAUGGUAUACUUGUCCACUGUGUGGGAAACAGUUUAAUGAAAGUUCUUACCUUAUUUCCCACCAGAGGACUCACACUGGAGAAAAACCCUAUGACUGUAGUCACUGUGGGAAAAGCUUCAAUCAUAAAACAAACCUUAAUAAACAUGAGCGAAUCCACACAGGAGAGAAACCUUAUUCAUGUUCUCAGUGUGGGAAAAACUUUCGUCAGAAUUCUCAUCGGAGUCGCCAUGAGGGAAUCCAUAUAAGGGAGAAGAUAUUUAAGUGUCCAGAAUGUGGGAAAACCUUCCCAGGAAACAAAGAAUUUGUGAUUCAUCUGCAGAGUCACGAGGCUGAGAGGCCAUAUGGUUGUACAAAGUGUGGGAGGAGGUUUGGUCGGCUGUCAAACUGUACCCGGCAUGAAAAAACCCAUUCAGCAUGUAAGAUCCGAAAACAGAAGUGGGAUCGGGAAAGGUCUGAUGGUCCUGCCUCAACCUGAAAUAUUCCUUAAGGAAUUCUGAAUUCCCAGGCUAUCUGAAAAGAUACAGAUAAGAAAAC